Molecule: messenger RNA, 1166 nt
Organism: Ostertagia ostertagi
Lineage: Eukaryota; Metazoa; Nematoda; Chromadorea; Rhabditida; Trichostrongylidae
Source: the annotation of a GenBank genome assembly
UGUCUGCUUUACAGUACGAUUCAAGUACAGGCCGUUUAUUCUCCGCAGGGAAUGAUACGAUAAUCCGUUUAUGGAAGGUCCCUUCGGCUGGAACUAGGGAAGCCUGGCCAUCGCAUCGAAAUGGUGGUGCGUCAGGUGCUGUGCCUGCAGCUCCGCAACAUGCGACGUUUGUGCAAGCGAUGGAACAUCAUACAGAUUGGAUCAAUGAUCUGAUUCUCUGUUGUAAUGGACGGUUUUUACUGUCGGCUUCCAACGACACCACAGUGAAGGUUUGGAAUGCUACAAAACAUUUCUGUAUGUCUACACUACGCACGCACAAGGAUUACGUGAGUUGCUUAGCAUACGCCAAAGAACAUGAACGUGCUGCUAGUGCGGGAUAUGACCAGUCUAUCUAUUUAUGGGACAUAGCUACGUUGACGAAGCUUACUACUACUAACAACACUGUGACCACUUCGUCCCUCAUGGGCUGUAAGAACAGUAUCUAUGCUUUGGCGAUGAAUGAUUCUGGCACGGUCAUAGUAUCAGGCAGUACGGAAAAGGUGCUCCGAAUCUGGGAUCCCAGAACGUGUCAAAAAAUAAUGAAACUUCGUGGACACACUGAAAACAUACGAGCUGUUGUUAUCAGUCCUGAUGGCACAAAGUGUAUCUCGGCAAGCGCAGAUGCAACAGUUCGUUUAUGGGAUUUGGGACAGCAGCGGUGUAUAGCUACUUGUCUAGCCCAUCAAGAAGGUGUUUGGACAUUGCAGACCGACAACGCGUUCUCGUUCGUGUACAGCGCUGGUAGAGACAGACGCGUUUUUAGGACACCAAUUUGUGAUUUUGCACAAAGUCACCUUCUGUUUGAAGAGGACGCCUUCGUGAAGAAGUUGCUGCUUGAUGACCAUGAUCAUCCCUCGGCAAUCUGGUCAGCCACCUGGAAUUCCACUAUAAAAAGGUGGCCAUUGCCUUCAAAUACUCAGCUGUCAAUAGGCGAUGGUCAGAUGGAAGACGAUUUCGCCCAUCUUGCUAUCAGCUCCCUACAUCGCUCACCGGAUAUUGUAACGGCUGGGGCGACUUCAAUAAAACAGGCUGGUGUCUUAAACGACAAGCGUCACGUAAUAACAAAGGAUUCAGAUGAUUGCAUAGGCUUGUACGAUGUCCUUGCUGGAAGGAAGGUAUGUGGCUGA